AUGGCUGUCAACUUGAACGAAUCUGGUGUGCAGUCCGCAUCACCUGUUACGGUGAGCCUUGGUGAUCUGCAAUCAGGCUCCGUACCCUUCGACGCCCUUGAGGAUGCUUUCGGUCCCGAUUCCCUAGGAAUCAUUGUCGUUCGUGACCUGCCAUCUGAAUUUGUUGCCAUGAGAAAGGCCCUGCUGUCGUAUUCUUCCUAUCUGGCCAAUCUGCCCCAGGCCGAACUUGAAAACCUCGAAAACCCUCAAAGCAGUUACCUAGUAGGCUGGAGUUGUGGCAAAGAGACGCUCAAGGACGGCAGGUACGACACGCUGAAGGGAUCCUACUAUGCCAACCCAGUUCAAAACCCAGAGCUGCACCAAAAAGCCGUCGAGAAGUUCCCCAACCUUCCAGAGUACAACGCGGCAAACAUCUGGCCAAGCAACCAUAUCCUCCCUGGCUUCGAACCUGCUUUCCAGUCUCUGUGUACCUUUAUCGUUGACACUGCUGCGCUCGUUGCCCGAGCCUGUGACCGUUACGCCGUCAAGAACGUUCCUCAAUACCAACAAGGAUACCUGGAGCACGUUGUCAAAUCGAGCAUCUCUACAAAAGCCCGUUUGCUUCACUACUAUGCUCCGACCGCGAACCAAGGCCAAGGAGAGAGCUCGCCCGACGACUGGUGCGCGACGCAUCUGGACCACGGUUGUUUGACCGGCUUGACGUCUGCCAUGUUCAUAGAUGAGGCAGCCAACCCUCCUCACCUCAGCUCCUCCGAGUUCUCACCCUUGCCAGAACUGUCAUCGCCGCCGGAUCCGGCUGCUGGACUAUAUAUUCACUCCCGCUCUGGCAAGGUGGCCAAAGUAAACAUACCAAAGGAUUGCCUCGCCUUCCAGACAGGAGAAGCUCUCGAGGUCAUCACCAAGGGUAAGUUUAGAGCGGUACCGCACUUUGUCAAAGGUGCCGCACCUGGCAAGGGUGGCCAGGUUGCUAGAAACACUCUGGCAGUCUUCACUCAGCCAAACCUUUGGGAAAUGGUUGAUGAGAAGCGCGACUUUGCCACCUUUGCCAAGGAGAUUGUUGAGCGUAACCACUGA
Molecule: messenger RNA, 1074 nt
Organism: Aureobasidium namibiae CBS 147.97
Lineage: Eukaryota; Fungi; Ascomycota; Dothideomycetes; Dothideales; Saccotheciaceae
Product: Clavaminate synthase-like protein
Exons: 3
Coding region: 1-1074 (357 amino acids)
Source: RefSeq, a predicted model, not a curated record